Molecule: messenger RNA, 3502 nt
Organism: Medioppia subpectinata
Lineage: Eukaryota; Metazoa; Arthropoda; Arachnida; Sarcoptiformes; Oppiidae
Source: the annotation of a GenBank genome assembly
UGACUAUUUAAUUGUGUUUUUACUAAUUUGUGUGAUGUUUGCAAUGGGAUGUUCGGUCACUAUUGAACAGGCGGGUGUAUUGUCUGGUUUGGCAAUUGUCCUCUUCUGUCAAACUCUAGAGAUAUUCAUAUUUCCGGACAUCUUCUCUGACGUUCCGCUGGCAUUGUAUGCGGCGGUGAUUGUAUUGCCCGUAAUAGGUCUGGCCGUGGGUUACAUAAGCGCCCGUAUAUUUUGUCUCAAAACAUAUAUUUGUCGCACAAUUGCCAUUGAGAUCGGCAUUAAGAAUGUGGGAACGGCUCUCACUAUAGUCUCGCUUUCCUUCCCAUUUGAGCAAUUACGUAAGGCCUGGCUCUUCCCAUUCCUCUAUGCUUUUUCAUCGUUGGGUAUAUUAAUCAUUGCCACCGCUUAUCACCGAUUUGUUGAAGUGUUUUGCGUUCAGCCGUCAGAAAGACCUGAAGACAAGGAUCCGGCGUUUGCACAGAAAUUAUUAGAAAAUGAAAACGAAACACCGAUUUUCCCAACAAUGAAUAUACCUCUCUAUACAGUUCACGCUUUCACUAUUAAUGGAGAGCUCUUCACUGGGAAUGGGGCCGCCGUUUGCAUUUUGGAGUUUGAUGAUGACAUAUCAGACGAAGUAAAGCAAAAAAUUGCUUUCGAUAUGAAUUUAAGCGAAACAGCAUUUGUUGCCAAAGCGUGGACUAAGACAACUGACAUUAUGGCCAACACUUACACAUUGAGAUGGUUUACACUGACGAUUGAAGUGGCCAUCUGUGGUCACGCAACUCAGGCCAGCGCUGCCGUUGUUUACAAACAUUUUCAAAAUAGUUCAACACAUAUUAAAUUUAUUACAAAAUUAAAAGGGACUCUUGAGGCGGUUAUAGACCCGAAGGACAUGGCCAUCACUAUUGAUCUGCCACUCGCCGACUGUAACCCAAUUGAUAAAGAGUCCUAUCCUUGGCUUAAAGAGAUUAUCAAAUAUACUUUGGGUCCAAAUGUGAGCGAAGAGUCUAUUAUUGAGGCGGAAUUGUCAACAGAUGUGCCGUAUUUACUGUUAAGACUAAGAGAUGGCUCAGAAUCCGAAGGAUUAAUAUAUAAAGUUUCGCCCGAUUUUGAAAAGUUGUCGAAAGUAGACACAAACCAAUCGGUGAUCGGAACAAUCGUUACGCAAAGGGCGAACUCCAACCAAUCCGUGGAUUUCUAUUCCCGAUUCUUCCCACCAAAUAUGGGUGUGAAUGAGGACCCGGAUGACAUAUCGGAUGAUGUAAAGCAAAAGAUUGCGUCCGAAAUUAAUUUAAGCGAAACUGCAUUUGUGUCCAAAGGAUGGGAUAAGAGUCAGAAAUUGGAGGAAAACACUUACACAUUGAGAUGGUUUACACCAACGGUUGAAGCGCCCAUCUGUGGUCACGCAACUCAGGCCAGCGCUGCAGUACUGUUCAAACAAUUUCAAAACAGUUCAACAAAAGUUUGGUUUAUAACUAAAUUCAAGGGAACAUUUGAAACGGUUAUGGAUCCCAAAGACAAUACCAUUGCUAUUGAUCUGCCACUCGCCGACUGCAAACCAAUUGAUAAAGCGUCCUAUCCAUGGCUGAAAGAUGUUAUCAAAUAUACUUUGGGUCCAAAUGUGAGCGAAGAGUCUAUAGUGGCGGCGGAACUGUCAACAGAUACUAAAUAUUUAUUGUUAAGAUUGAGAGACGGUUCAGAUUGUGAGGGUUUAUUAUAUAAAGUAUCUCCCGAUUAUAUAAAGUUAGCGAAUGUGGACACAAACCAAUUGGUAAACGGAAUUAUUGUCACUCAUAAGGCAGACACCAAACAAAGCCCACAUUUCUAUUGCCGAUUCUUCGCACCCAAUAUGGGUAUAACUGAAGACCCGGUGACCGGUUCGGCGUAUACUGUGUUAAUGCCUUAUUGGAGGCGAGAAUUGACUGAUACUGAAGAACUCACUGCUAAACAGUGUUCACAAAGAGGAGGUACUCUUGUUUGUAAAAUAGAUGACAUAACCGAUGAAAGCAAACAAAAAAUUGCGUCCGAAAUGAAUAUCAGCGAAACGGCAUUUGUUGCCAAAGCGUGGACUAAAAAUACUUCAGUAGAAACAAAUAGCUAUACACUGCGAUGGUUUACACCAACCAACGAGGUUGAUCUCUGCGGACACGCGACUCUGGCCACAGCACGGGUUGUCUACGAUAGAGACCUCAACAACUCGUCCAAUACUACCAUUAAGUUUGAAACUAAAUACAAAGGAAUACUCGAAGCGAUUGUCAAUAAGAGUCAAAAUACAAUCACUCUUGACUUCCCUGUCAAUGAUUGUAAACCACUUGAUGUCAGUACUAAUUCAUGGAUUUCGGAUAUUAUAGUGCAUACAUUGGGACCCAAUUUAGGGGGUGAUUUGAUUAGAGGAGUAGAGUAUUCGCCCGCAACUAAGAAGUUAUUAUUGAGAUUAAAAGAUAAUCCAGAAUCCGAUGAUAUAAUACGUAAAGUAGUUCCCAAUCCAAGCGAACUCUUAAAAAUAGAUACAAACGGUUUGUGUCGAGGAGUUUGUGUGACACAAAAGGCAGAGAGCGUUCACUUCUUGUCCCGAUAUUUUAGUCCCUGGAAUGGUAUCAACGAAGACCCGGUCNAAGUAGUUCCCAAUCCAAGCGAACUCUUAAAAAUAGAUACAAACGGUUUGUGUCGAGGAGUUUGUGUGACACAAAAGGCAGAGAGCGUUCACUUCUUGUCCCGAUAUUUUAGUCCCUGGAAUGGUAUUAACGAAGACCCGGUCAACGGUUCAUCCCAUACAGUGCUGACCCCCUAUUGGCACAGAGAGUACCGCAAGAGUGGCGUUGAAUUGAAACAAAUUAUUGGCCGACAAUGUUCUGCAAGAGGAGGAACUAUUGUCUGCGAACUGUCGGGAGAAAGGGUUAAAUUAAGUGGAAGUACCAGAGCUGUUGUCUCAGCCAAAGGCAGUGAUGCUGUGUUUCCGGAGCCAAAUAAUAUACCAAUAGAGAAAGCGGUGAAAGAGAGUGAACCCAAUGAAUGUGAUUUGAAUAAGUCUAAGGAAACGAAACCAAUUGAACCAAAAGAGUCCUAUAAAUUGAAUGCAAUUAAAGUAAAUCCAGUCUUAGAAAAGCUAAUGAGUAGAAGAAGGCAUACGUUUGUAAUGAAAACAAUAGUUCCCAAAGAGAUUUGCGGCGUUUGUGGCGAUUGUAUUCAGUUUUCCGAGAAAUACAAGCAAUGCGUGGACUGUAUUGCCAUCAGUCAUAUGAACUGUUCGGCCAAAGUGCCGGUGCCCUGCAUUCGCUACACUAACCCAACCCUAAAACCAUCAAAACUCAUAUCCAAUUAUGUUUAUCCAUCGUUUAAGCCGUCGAUUCCGGCGCUAAUCAUACACUGUAUACGAGAGGUGGAGGAGAGGUGUCUGCUUACGAGAGUCUGCGGCGAUACCGAAGUGAACCGUAAGAUCAAACUCAUGUCAGUUUUAUUAGAUAUUAAACGAGAAUUUUGGAUAAGUAUUCUCACGAAAUAA